Messenger RNA from Solanum stenotomum, 1952 nucleotides. RefSeq names its product alpha-dioxygenase PIOX-like. The transcript is spliced from 10 exons. Gene Ontology annotation, molecular function: peroxidase activity; oxidoreductase activity, acting on single donors with incorporation of molecular oxygen, incorporation of two atoms of oxygen; heme binding. The record is from RefSeq and is a predicted model, not a curated record. Gene Ontology annotation, biological process: response to oxidative stress. NCBI's taxonomy places the organism in Eukaryota, Viridiplantae, Streptophyta, Magnoliopsida, Solanales, Solanaceae. Bases 55 to 1950 code for a protein of 631 amino acids.
CCCCAUAUAUAUUACAAGUGAUAUUUCUAGCUUGUAGGAAAUUAAAUUAACAAUAUGUCUUUUGUUAAUCUCUUACUAUUUCCUCUUCGUUGUUUCAUUCACAAAGAUUUUCAUGAUGUCGUUGACAGAAUGAGUCUUCUCAACAAACUUUUGUUUAUGAUGGUUCACUUGGUUGAUAAAUUGAACCUGUGGCAUCGGCUACCGGUGUUCUUGGGGCUACUUUAUCUCGCAGCACGGCGACAUCUUCAUCAGGAAUAUAAUUUGAUCAACGUCGGUAAAAAACCUACCGACGUUACAUCAAAUCGGGCCGUUGGAAAAUACAACGACCCCUUUAAUGAAGGAGGUGGCAGUGAAUUUCCUUUCUUUGGUAGGAAUAUGAUGCCUGUUGAUCAACAUGAAAAGUUAAAGAAUCCAGAUCCUAUGGUUGUUGCAACAAAGCUGCUAGCACGCAGAAAAUUCAUAGACACAGGAAAACAAUUUAACAUGAUAGCUGCGUCAUGGAUACAAUUUAUGAUUCAUGAUUGGAUCGAUCAUUUGGAAGAUACUCAACAGAUUGAGCUAAGGGCACCUGAAGAAGUUAAAAGUGAGUGUCCUCUCAAGUCCUUUAAGUUUUUCAAGACCCAGCAAACUCCUACGGGUUUAUGUGAUAUCAAGACUGGGCACUUGAAUAUGCGUACUCCACAAUGGGAUGGAAGUGCUAUUUAUGGGAGCAACGCACAAGUUUCGAAGAAAGUGAGGACAUUUAAAUACGGAAAAUUGAAACUAUCAGAAAAUGGUCUCCUUGAACAAGAUGAAAAUGGGAAAAUCAUCUCUGGUGAUGUUCGCAAUACUUGGGCUGGACUUUUGUCACUGCAGGCACUCUUUGUUCAAGAGCAUAAUCUUGUUUGUGACACCUUGAAGAAAGAAUAUCCAGAAUUGAAAGAUGAGGACUUGUAUCGUCAUGCAAAACUUGUCACUUCUGCUGUAAUUGCAAAAAUUCACACCAUAGAUUGGACAGUUGAACUUCUCAAUACCGACACCCUUCUAGCAGGAAUGCGCGCCAAUUGGUAUGGAUUGCUAGGAAAGAAAUUCAAGGAUACAUUUGGGCAUGUUGGAGGUUCCAUUUUAGGUGGUUUUGUGGGAAUGAAGAAACCUGAGGAUCAUGGUGUGCCUUAUUCCUUAACUGAGGAAUUUACGAGUGUCUAUCGGAUGCAUCAACUCCUACCUGAUACGCUUCAGCUAAGAAAUAUCGAUGCCACGCCUGGACUAAACAAAUCUCUUCCUUUGACUAAUGAGAUCCUGAUGGAAGAUCUAAUUGGGGGUAAAGGUACGGAGAAUCUAUCAAGAAUUGGGUUUACUAAGCAAAUGGUUUCAAUGGGGCAUCAAGCUAGUGGAGCUCUUGAACUUUGGAAUUAUCCAGUGUGGAUGAGAGAUCUUAUUGCCCAAGAUGUUGAUGGAACUGACAGGCCACAUCAUAUUGACCUUGCAGCUCUUGAAAUUUAUAGGGACAGAGAAAGGAGUGUUGCUAGGUACAAUGAAUUUCGUAGGAGAAUGCUUCAAAUUCCCAUCUCCAAAUGGGAAGAUUUGACAGAUGAUGAGGAAGUCAUUAAAACUCUUCAUGAAGUUUAUGGUGAUGAUGUAGAAAAAUUGGAUCUGUUAGUUGGAAUGUCCGCGGAGAAAAAGAUUAAGGGAUUUGCUAUCUCUGAGACUGCCUUUUUCAUAUUUCUAAUCAUGGCAUCAAGAAGGUUAGAGGCAGAUAAAUUUUUCACCAGCUAUUACAACGAUGAGACAUAUACGAAAAAAGGACUUGAAUGGGUGAAUACAACUGAAAGCUUAAAAGAUGUACUAGAUCGACAUUAUCCAGAGAUGACUGAGAAAUGGAUGAACUCCAACAGCGCCUUUUCUGUUUGGGACUCGUCUCCAGAACCUCACAAUCCUAUUCCACUCUACUUUCGCGUUCCUCGGACAUAGGC